Molecule: messenger RNA, 1581 nt
Organism: Myotis brandtii (Brandt's bat)
Lineage: Eukaryota; Metazoa; Chordata; Mammalia; Chiroptera; Vespertilionidae
Gene: FAM90A1
Product: family with sequence similarity 90, member A1
Exons: 6
Coding region: 1-1581 (526 amino acids)
Molecular function (GO): nucleic acid binding; zinc ion binding
Source: RefSeq, a predicted model, not a curated record
AUGGCGGAUCGUCACCCAGAAUGGGGGCCCUGCAGACCCUUGAAGGUUCAAAAAGUGAAGCAGCCACAGAGGGCCCAGGUGGCAUGCAAGUCUUCCCCACCUGUGCAGGACCAUCCCAGGGUGAGCUGUUGGAAAUGCGGGGCCUUUGGGCCCAAGGCAAGCAGCCUCAGGUGUCCCAUGAAGCGUCGGAGUGGGGCCCUAGCCCCCCAUGCCCUUGGCUCCAGUGUGAUGAAGGAGAGCCAGAAUCCAUGGACUCCCAGGGACCUGAGGAACCGAGUGCUCAUCAACAAGGCUGUUAGGUUGACCCAGCAGAGAGUUCGGCAUGAAGAACAGAGACGUGCUCUGCGCCAGAGAUUACCCAGGAGAGCCCCGGGAGGACACCAGCAAAACUGGAAGGACAAGUCAGAAUCCUGUGACUACGUGAGGGUGAGAUGCUGGAACUGCAGGGCCUUUGGGCACAAGGCAAGCAGGUGUCCACUGAAGCAUUGGAAUAGGUCCCCAGUUCCCCAGGCUAUGGGCUCCAAUAUGAUGAAGGAGAACCUGAAACCAUGGAAUCCCCAGGUCCAGCGGAACCCAGGACACCUUAACAGGGCUGCUAGGGAGACUGAGCAGAGAGCAUGGCAUGAAGAACAGAGAGAGGCUCCUUGCUGGAGAUUUCCCUGGAGACCCACUCAAAGGCCCCAGAAAAACUGGAAGGAAGAGACAGAACCCUGUGACUAUGUAAGCGAUCCACACACGCAGAGACCCUAUCAGAACGCCAAGAGGAAAUAUGUGCAAGAUAUCACCCCUUGGUCACCGAAAAGGAAACAUGUCAUGACAUGCUCAGCAACUCCCAUCAAAGGUGUUGAGAGAAGUGCCUGCUUACCUCCUGUACCAAAGAAUGGACAGGAAGGGCCUGUCACAGACUCCCCUCAUGCAGAAGGCACACACUUUGUCCAGGAUCCCAGCCACAGUGUCCAUGAGGGGGACAACAGGCCCCAUUCUGCCUUCAGCACCCAGGACCUGGACCAAGCCCUCAUCCACCAGCCACAGGCCAAGUUCCCUGAUGGGAACUCACACAGCAUCCAACAUGCUGCUGCACACAGUGUGGGCCAGGACUCUGAUCUCAUCAUCAAGGUACCUGGCAAGAGAGCUGCCCAGACCUCCAGCCAGACCUACCAGAAGCCCACAAAGAAAACCAGACUCAGCCCCAGCCUGAAGAGCACCCAGAGACCAGACCUCCAGCCGCAGCACAAGGGCCAUCUCAUCAAGACUCUCCAGCCCUGCCAUGUGCCCCAGUUCCCACCAAUUCCCCAGGUUCGAGGCCAGCCCCUCAGAAUGGUCUUCACGACAUUAGACAAAGGCCAGUGGAGCUCCAGGUGCAUGACACCUCCAUCCCUCCCUCCUGCUGAGAUGCUCACGGCUGCUGCUCAGAUCCCUCCCACCACUGAGAAGUCAGAGGCACUCUGUCCCUGUGUCUCCUUGAGCAUCCUCCUUGAGGCCCUUCAGCUGUCCUCUUCCUCGAAGAAGGUGAUGGCCAAUGAGACACUCCAUGUCAGGGAAGACAUGUUCCUCAGCCCCAGGCCACUUGGAGUUGCCUGA